Molecule: messenger RNA, 990 nt
Organism: Knipowitschia caucasica
Lineage: Eukaryota; Metazoa; Chordata; Actinopteri; Gobiiformes; Gobiidae
Source: the annotation of a GenBank genome assembly
AUGAGCGGAGACUAUGCAGGCUAUAAGGGCUACGACCAGGGCGAAUGGAGGCUCGUUCUGGUCGGAAAAACUGGAGUGGGCAAGAGCGCAGCCGGGAACACCAUCCUGGCACGAGAGGCUUUUGAGUCUGAGCUGUCCCCCUCCUCUAUGACGUCAGAAUGCCACAAAGCCAAAGGGUUCAUCGGCGGGCAUCAUAUUGCUGUUAUCGAUACUCCGGGGCUUUUCGACACAAAUUUCCCCCAAGAGGAAGUUUUGAAAAGGAUUAAGAUGUGCAUUUCGCUGUCUUCGCCUGGCCCGCAUGCGUUUUUGAUUUGCCUCCAGCUCGGGAGGUUCACCAAGGAGGAGAAGGAAACCGUGCAAAUGAUUCAAACCACAUUCGGGGAAGAGGCAGCCAACUACACCAUGGUUUUGUUCACUCACGGUGAUCAGCUACAAAGGCAAAACAUCGAGUCCUACAUAGCAGAGAAUGCAGAUCUGCGGGAGCUGAUUCAAAGUUGCCACAACCGCUAUCACGUCUUCAACAACGAAAUCAAAGACGAGAAGCAAACGUAUAAACUUUUUGACAUAAUUGAGGAGAUGAUAGGAAGCAACGGAGGCGGGUUUUACACCAACGAGAUGUUCAAGCGAGCAGAGGAGGCUAUCGAGAAAGAAAAGCACCGUCUUCUGAUGGAGUUGGAAGAGCAGCGCAGACAGGAGCUGGAGAAGUUGCGCUCCAAGUACGGCAAAAACCAAAAUGUCUACUACAAGGAGGAAAUAAAUGUGAACAUGAGAUACCAAAACAAGGCCCGGAUGCAAGCCGAGAAGUCCAACGAGUUCACGGCAUCUCCGGCUAUCGCCGUGUCAGCAGCCUGUGGCGCGGCCGUCGGAGGGUUAUUAGGUAUAGCCGGGGGUCCGAUUGGGAUCGUAGUGGGAUUCGGGGUCGGAGCAGCUGUGGGGGCAGGUGUGGGAGCUUUGGCCAUACAUGUGUCCAAGGGAUGCAAAAUACAGUGA